UAUUUUCCGGCAGCCUUUGUUUGAUCAUACCUACCCUCAGACCUAUCAAGCAAACAUGGAAAAUCCUAGUUUCCGGUUCACGCCCUCACAGGAGUUGGUCCUCAAGUCCACACCGCAGGCAGUUAAAGUGGCCGCUGACGGCCCCCCUGCUUCUGCUGCCCAGGGCCCUGUGAGGGCUAAGAAGUGGGAGGAAGUGGAAGCAGAGGCUCGAGCCCGUGUCGUCUCCGAGGGAGGCGACCCCGGUGCAGAGAUGGUCGUCCUGAGCCGGUGCACGGUUCAGUUCGGCAAGUACCGUGGUCAGACCUUCAAGUGGAUGAUGGAGAACGACGUGGGCUACAUGGUGCACCUGGUAACGGUGCAUCAGAAGGAGAGGGAGCGAGAGGGCAGUGUUUCCCAGCAUCCCCUGAUGGCCAACAAGGACGCCUUGACUCGCUAUUCGUGCGCCUAUCCGGCCUUCUCUGAGAUGGUCAGGUUCAACCGGGCGCACGAGGAAGCUGAAGUCCUGUCCUCCCAGCCAGGCCAGGAGGGCAAGGCCCUUGUCGGCAUCGGAAAGUACAAGUGGGACACGCUGCAGGACCUGUAUGAGGCUACGGGUGCAGACAGGAUAAAAUAUGUCAGGAGCAUGAGGACGCAGACACCCCUUUAUCCUGGGAGUGCAAUGGCCGCCUUAAUUGAUUACAUUCAGCGCAGAGACCGGGAGGGGGUAGCUGCUGUGGCCAGGCCCGCCGCAGCCAGCACCAUCCCCGCCAGUAACACCCGGCCCAACAGUGCGGCUACGCCUCUUGGUCCUGCGAUCUCUGCGUUCCUUUCAAGGCGCUCUCUCGCCCCAGGCGAACUGCAGGCGAAGAUGAAUAAACUCAUUGCUUCUCAGCCUGCAGUUCAAGGGGUGUCUUUCCCUCGACCAGCACUGCCACCAACCGAUAUAUCAGACGCAGAGCUGGUCAAAGCAGCUGCUGACAUAGACACAUCCGUUGCCCUACAGCUCCACCCAUCGCUCCCUCGGCCUCUGCCUCCAAAUGACCGAGCCCCGGUCCCUGCCCUGGUUCCUGACCCGGCCCCUGCUCCUGCCCUACUAGGGCGGAGCGAAGAGGAGGAUUUGCCCCGGCAGUCCUUCCUGCCUCCAAGGCCCGCCUCAGAAAGUGCUGAGCUGCUGCUUCCAGAGAGUUGGCGUUCAUCUCUCACCAAGGAGCAGCAGCGGUGGAUCGGCCGCACGCUGUUCACCAGGGAUAGCUUUGGGAGGUCGACACUCACCACUGACCUGGUCACGUGGUGGAACCCUCCCCAACCACGGCCGAUCUACAAUCAGCCACCCGCAUCCCCCGAGCCCUUCUUCGCAUGUCAGCUGUUCCUUUGGAUGCCCGUACGCAUGUGGGCAUACAAGCUGGCAUGCCCCCAGUCUGGGUGCAGAGGCACACUGUGCCAGGCUGGGCUCUACAAGACCAUCCGGAGGGUCUUGGACAUCGACCGCUGGUAUCUCAUGGCCACUGAGUACCUGGAAUGCGGCCGGUGUAAGAAGAAGGUCGCGGGGUGGUCACGGGACCUUGUCAGUCAGCUGGACGCUCGGCAUCGCUGCCAGUUUCCAGCAAUAUUGACAUGCAAGCUGUCCUGUGACCUGCGGGUUGUGAGGAUGCUGAGGUCGCGCACUUUGGGGAACAGUGCGUCACAGACCUACAGCAAGCUGUGUGAAAGUCACAGCGAGUCCUGGAUGCGGUGUUGUAUACGGUACCUCGGGGAGUGCAAGCAGUUUCUGGCCUUGGGCAUUGGGCGGCAGUUCACUGAUCCACCGGAGAUGCCCCCGGUGCCCUCACCCGUCUUGCUUCUGACAGUCUACAACCAUGACGUGCUAUCGCGGCUGGACGAGGUGAAGGCCAGGGUCACCUCCGUCUUUGGGACCAUCUUAAAGAUGGACUCUACCAAGAAGGUGACUAAAAAGCUUGCGGGUACCGCUGCAGACACGGCCGCCUGGGUUACCAACGUCGGUAACGAGCAUGGGCAGGUCCUCGUCAGUGUCCUCACUGCCGCUGAGGGCGAGGGCCUGCUCCCCAUGGCGGCUGGUCUCAUGGAACGGUACCGGCUGGCCGGGGUGGCGCCCCCCCAGCUCAUGUACGUGGACCGAGACUGCUGCUCCAGCUUCGGCGGAUCAAAGACAGCUGCCAUGUUCAAUGACUGGGACCAGCUGGUGGUUCGGCUGGACAUCUGGCACCUGAUGGGGCGGUUCGCGUCAGGCGUCACCACUGAGAGCCACCAGCUCUACGGUCCCUUCAUGCGGCAGCUGUCAGCCUGCAUCUUUGAGUGGGAUGCAGGCGAUGUCCGCCGACUGCUGAAGGCCAAGAGGUCUGAGAUGGAGAGGAAGCACGGGAUGGUCGGCCUCACCGAGGCAGAGGUUUCGAGGAAGAUCGGCAGGAAGGAGAUGGCACUUCACUGCCGGCGUCGUACGCGUGGAGCUGCGGCGACCGAAGUCCUUCUCCUUGACCUCCUCGAGACCUUCAACAGCGAGAAGGGGGUCGACACCCUGGGCAUCCCGUUGCUGGACUCCAUCCGCAUUCAGGCGAUCUGGAAAGAGCAGAGGCGCCACCUCCACUGCAUACAGGACCCACCCGGUGUACAGCUGUACACCGAGACCGGCAAAAUCACCAAGGGCGGCGUGAUGUUGCCGGUUUAUCGCUGCGCACGGGGCUCCACAUCCUUGGAGUCAUUCCACCUCCACCUCAACCGGUUCAUCCCAGGUACCAAGGCAAAUGCAAUGCAUUUCCAGGCAUUCCUGUUGGAUGGACUGGUGAGGUGGAACGAGGACCGUGCGCGGGCAGCAGUGGAGGGAAAGAACAGGAAGCCCCUGCUCUCCUACAGUGGCCACCUGCAGCACAUCCUAAACCUUAACAGCCAAAUUGUGCUUGGCAAGGAACAGGUUAAGGACUACACCAAGCCUAGCGAGUACACAGGGGAACUCCUCGGAGUGGAGUACCUGUACUCGCAGACUGGCAGAGUGCUGCAGGAUGUCAGCGGGGACCCUGACCUUCCGGAAGAGGCCGCCGUCGAGCAGCUCGACGAGGAGGACGAGGGCUUUCAGGAGGAGGAUGUGGACCCGACAGUCCACAUCCCCCAUGUCCCUCCUAUGAGCGCCCUGUCCUCCAGCUCAGCGGCACCUCUGUCAGGGGAACCCGCUGACGCACCCAGGUCUGGGCCAUCCAGUCCCACCGCCCCUGAAGACGGAAGCUCUCCUGAGGCCCCUGGUCGACACAGUUCUCCUCACCCUGACCACUCCUCUGAUUCAGAGGAGGAGACUAAAGGUCCUGAUGCAAUGCCAGGCGACCAGCAUGUCCGCAGGCUUGCCAGGGCCUUGGUGGGGGUGAGGAACCGUCAGGGGUUGUCGGACCGCAGGGUAGACAGUCUGGUGGCGCUGUGGCUGUUGCUGCCAGACUUCGACAAACAGCGCUUGAUCUACCCUGCCCGACACCAGGAGAGAAUCGUUCAGGGGCGGUUCAAAGCAACGAAGGGGAAGUCGUCCAUUAUCAUAGGAAAAGACUCUCUCCAACGUUGCCUUCUCGGACUCAACUCGGGCCCUGCAAAUUGGCCGGGCACCAGCCGUUUGGUGGAGGCCAUUUGCAGUCAGCUCUGCCAAAUCCAUCCCAGCGCCACGCAGUCUGCCGGCGUCAAGAAGAGCAGGUGGGCGCUCAUUCUGGCAGACUACGUGGGCAUCAGGGAGGCAGUGCUGAACAGCCCGAGGUUGAUGGCCCAGACCAACCUUCAGCUCUUUGAGCUGAAUCAAAGGACCAUUAGUCAGUGGUAUUCCCGGCGUCAGAAGGAGAGGGAGAGGAUGGUGCUGCAGCAGGGAAUGGGGCUCGCUGCUGCCCCCAGCGUCACCACCCAGCCCCUCCCUGCAGCCAAGCCCCUCCACUUCAAGCAGGAGGGAAUCAGGGCAUCCUUCCCUUUCCCUACGUCACCCUCCCCCCCGGUCCCACGCCAAACCAUCCAGCAAGGAGAGCCCGCCCACGUGCCCAUUCUGCCAGCCCACCUGGAGCAACAACCCCCCGCACUUCCCGGCCCCUCCCCAGCCCAAGGACCACAGACGGGCUGCUCUUCACCUCCUCCAGUGUCAAGGACAACGGCUUGGAGGAUGAGGAAGAGGAUCGCGGCGGACACAGAGGAGGGGACAGCCGGGAAGAGAAGGCAACGUGAGCAUUACGUCUGCUCCAAAUGCGGAUUGCCGAAGCGACGGGAGACGGGCCACAGCCGCUUCGGCGGCGUGGCGUUCUGCUCUGUUGCUGCUGGGGGUAAGGACGUGGCCCAGUGGCUGGCGGAAAUGAAGGACGCUAAGGGGCGAGGUGAAGGACACUGAGCCACUGGCUGGGUGGUCGGACGUUUUUAUUUGUAAAUAGUUCACCGUUCCCCUCUACCUGGACCGAGACCUUGAGCGCGGUGUAGAGGCUUGUGUGUGUUGAGGACCCUCAGAGCUAUAUUGUCUGUAGUCUAUAAGACUACUGGUAGGGUAACCCAUGGCAGUUCUGAGGCGAGACACCAGACUAACAUCGGUCCGUUCCCAAACAAAAUCCUGUAAAAAAUAAAUAAGAGGAUAGACAUUACAAUAUACAAAUAUAAAUCAAACAUGAUUUAUCAACACAUCUUCAGGUGAAAACUCAACUUCUUGGUAGACUAGCUUACCUUUUGCAAACAUUUCUGUCCACAUUUCACUAUAGAGUGCUUACAUUUAUUUAAUGUUUAUUGGAUUUACAUUGCAAUAAUUAUCUUGCAUUUCAUCCUGUUUCCCUAUGUAUACUCUGGUUCAUCAUUAAAACUCCUAGACUGGG
This is a messenger RNA of Oncorhynchus masou masou (cherry salmon), 4805 nucleotides long. RefSeq lists its product as uncharacterized. Bases 56 to 4336 code for a protein of 1426 amino acids. The transcript is spliced from 16 exons. The record is from RefSeq and is a predicted model, not a curated record. Lineage: Eukaryota; Metazoa; Chordata; Actinopteri; Salmoniformes; Salmonidae.